Trifolium pratense (red clover) is the source of this 778-nucleotide messenger RNA. RefSeq lists its product as uncharacterized. Lineage: Eukaryota; Viridiplantae; Streptophyta; Magnoliopsida; Fabales; Fabaceae. The coding region runs from base 64 to 582 and encodes 172 amino acids. The record is from RefSeq and is a predicted model, not a curated record. The transcript has a single exon.
UAUUCACUACCCUCUUCAUAUUCUCUAGUUGUCCUUUUCUCUUUCUCUUUCAAUCUUCCAACAAUGGCUUCUUCCUCAACCAACCCAACAAACCUUAAUCCAUUACACUUCUACCCUCAAUCAAACUUCAACAUCCCAAGCAAAAACUAUAGUCACACAAUGACCCUUGAAACCCUAGAAAUUUCAACAAACAACAUUGAAGAAAAAGUAGCAACAAUAGAACUUUAUGUUCAAGGAUUCUACAAACUUUUUGUUCAACCCUUUUAUGGAUUUCAACCAUUAGCAACAGAAAAUGAUUUUAUUGUGUCGCCAAAGUAUAGAUACAAGUUAAAGUUUCCUCUUUUCUUGGUCACUAAAAAUCCUUACUUUUUACCUUUUAGUGUGUCUCAAAAUUUGGCAACAUUACCCAUAAGCACUGGUUUGGCUUCAUAUAUUGAACCAUUCAUUGUUCACAAUGCUAUUGAAAUGGGACAAAGGAAUGGAGACAAGGAGUUUAAGAUUGUUUUUGAUGUUAAGGUUGUUGAACUUGAUUUGGCAGAUUAUUGUGAGUGUGAUGGUUAUCGUAGACGCGGUCUUAUUUAAGUACUAGGAUUAAGGAUUGAAGAUAAUAGAUUAUGUUAUUGUCUUUGUCUGGUUAUUUUAUUUUAGUUUAUGUUAUGUAGAAAGUUUAGCGUUUGUUUGGUAGCGUGUAGGUAAAAGCAUGGCAGCAAUGUUACGCUAAACCAUAGCAGGACACAAGUUUGCAACUUCAAAUGUCAAACCAAACAGUCGGAGGUGU